AUGGACAUCAUUGCGACGCCCCCUGGCUGCAUUGCUUCCUCAUUCACGAAGAUUGAUAAACUCCUCUUCCGCCUCUGCCAGAAUCCCAACUUCGAAGAUAUAGCAGCCAACGGCACCAUGCUCGUUCAAGAACUCCAAGGGGCCUACGAAAAUCAGACGAGGCAGAAGACUUCCCUACCUAUUCCGCUAUGGUUCUGGGUCCAAACACCUCAAGGGUUCCAGCAGGGCAUCGACGUCGAGGACGACCCCUUCGACAUCCAAGUGCCUUACCUUUACCAGGGCGAUCUCCGGCCUGAGAUACCCUUUGAGACAAAGGCGAACUUCAGACUACACAUUGCUCCCAAGCACUGUGCCGUACACUCGCCUCAAAUUGGGAUCAAGAGCCACGGGAAUCUCAUCACCACAGCCGCCAUAGCCAAGAAGAUUGCUAGGGAGGUUAUAAACUACUUCUCGGAGCCGAGCCGUUCCGUUCCCGAUGGGAUGGGCGGUGAAAUAAUCCCUCGCCGUCUUCGACUCGUUGGUUUGACGUGGGUCUCUGACGGCGCGAUGAUGGCCAUGCUGCAGAUUGUGAUGUAG
This is a messenger RNA of Stereum hirsutum FP-91666 SS1, 576 nucleotides long. RefSeq lists its product as uncharacterized. NCBI's taxonomy places the organism in Eukaryota, Fungi, Basidiomycota, Agaricomycetes, Russulales, Stereaceae. The transcript is spliced from 3 exons. The coding region runs from base 1 to 576 and encodes 191 amino acids. The record is from RefSeq and is a predicted model, not a curated record.